This is a messenger RNA of Meriones unguiculatus (Mongolian gerbil), 3362 nucleotides long. RefSeq names its product dickkopf WNT signaling pathway inhibitor 2 (gene Dkk2). The coding region runs from base 721 to 1500 and encodes 259 amino acids. Gene Ontology annotation, molecular function: receptor antagonist activity; co-receptor binding. Gene Ontology annotation, biological process: negative regulation of canonical Wnt signaling pathway; multicellular organism development. The transcript has 4 exons. Gene Ontology annotation, cellular component: extracellular region. Lineage: Eukaryota; Metazoa; Chordata; Mammalia; Rodentia; Muridae. The record is from RefSeq and is a predicted model, not a curated record.
GGGGAGAGCAGAAAGAGCACUGGCCCUCCGCGCUGCGCAUCGCUGCAUCUCGGUCAGUGCUUGGUGGCCCGGUGUGAACCGGGGGUGGGGGGCACAGCCUCCUUCACCGCACCAGUGGGAGUGCGCGUGCGGGGACCUCGGCUGGCCCCAGAUCCCCCAGCGUCCGGCCAGGGGCGACUCGAGAUGACCAGUUAUAAAGCCUGCUGACUUGGAAAGGGGGACUUGAGUGGCGCGAAGGUUGAGAGCUAAAGCGCAGGAGAGCUGAGAGCGGUCGACCGAGGUCGAAAGGAAAGAAGCCGGGGAGAACCUCGCGAGCGGUUAAGAGGGAAGAAGAGUCAACCGCGGAAAAUCGGGCGAGAGCGCCAAAGGGCUCAGCGCGGAACGCCAAGCCGGCGGUGCGAGCUGCAGGGCUGGGUCUUCCUGCACCUUGGGUCACGCCUCCUUGGCGAGAAGGCGUCUGGGCUUUGAUUGCUUCCAGGGACUGCAGAACUUCCUGCCCGCUGGAGGAGCGGGUCUCGCCGGGGUCGCCUUUGCUCCCCGCUGGAGGCUUGAGACUGAGUUCUGAAAAGUCCUGGGUGUCUGAUCCAGGAAGGGUUGGGGGGACGGUGUCCGUGAGGAGCCCACGAGCCCCACGUGAGGGUUUGAGGGUCCGUGUCCUCCCUCUCCUGGCAUUCGCAACUUUCGGGCUCCAUCCCACUCCGGGAAACCCCUCACCCGGAGAUGGCCGCGCUGAUGCGGGGCAAGGAUUCCUCCCGCUGCCUACUCCUACUGGCCGCGGUGCUGAUGGUGGAGAGUUCACAGCUAGGCAGCUCUCGGGCCAAACUCAACUCCAUCAAGUCCUCUCUGGGAGGGGAGACUCCUGCUCAGGCUGCCAAUCGAUCUGCGGGCAUGAACCAAGGACUGGCGUUCGGCGGCAGUAAGAAGGGCAAAAGCCUGGGGCAGGCCUACCCUUGCAGCAGUGACAAGGAAUGCGAAGUUGGGAGAUACUGUCACAGCCCCCACCAAGGAUCGUCAGCCUGCAUGGUCUGUCGGAGGAAAAAGAAGCGAUGCCAUAGAGAUGGCGUGUGCUGCCCUGGUACCCGCUGCAAUAACGGCAUCUGCAUCCCAGUCACUGAAAGCAUCCUGACACCCCAUAUCCCAGCUUUGGAUGGCACUCGGCACAGAGACCGCAACCAUGGUCACUAUUCUAACCACGACCUGGGAUGGCAGAAUCUAGGAAGGCCCCACACCAAGAUGCCUCAUAUAAAAGGGCAUGAAGGAGACCCCUGCCUGCGAUCAUCAGACUGUAUCGAUGGAUUUUGCUGUGCUCGCCACUUCUGGACCAAAAUCUGCAAACCAGUGCUCCAUCAGGGGGAAGUCUGUACCAAACAACGCAAGAAGGGCUCCCACGGUCUGGAGAUCUUCCAGAGGUGUGACUGUGCAAAGGGCCUGUCCUGCAAGGUGUGGAAAGAUGCUACCUACUCCUCCAAAGCCAGGCUCCACGUGUGCCAGAAGAUCUGACAAGCACUGGGAGAGUCAGCGCCAGCAGACUGUGAACUGGUGUAUUUAAUGCAUUAUGUCGUGAUGGAAAAUCCAGUUUGGAGUUUGGAAUAAUGAGGGAUGUGGUAAGAGUGUGGAACACAAGAGGGCAGGACUGAAUUUAAACCGAGAUUGUGACAACCAAAGCACAGUGUUUCCAUUAUGCGACUUGUUUAUGUAAAUAAUGUACACAUUUGUGAAAAUGCCGUUAUUAAAAGAGAGAACACCAUGGAACUUACUGACAAAUACCCUAAAAAUUACCUUAAGCCACAUUUCUACUCAAAGCUACAGUUUAAUAAAUUUCUCUCACUGUCCCUUGACAUAACAUGGGAAAAGCUGAUGGGCAGGAAGUGAAAAUAUCCAACCUCAUUAGUUCGCAUCAUAAAAGUCACCUUUUAAUUUGGAACUCCACUGUGACUUCUCAAAUAAAGGUCUUGGUAGAUAAGAGGAAAAGGCAGCCAAUGGUUUCCAAAUCACUUCAAGAUACUGGCAUGCCAUUUAGACAUUAGAAAAAGGUAAACAUGUGUCUUUUCAGACCAUUCACUUCUUUCUUCAAAAACCUAAUUUUCCCUGAAUCAAUGAAGACAGAUAUAAGAUGAAAAAGAUCCUGCACUGUGAAGGAAUGGCAUCUCAAACGUAAUGCCUACUCGAGCUAGCAUCGUUAACUGUGCCUAGUACAGUACAAGCAAGCAAAGGGCAGAAUUUUCAUAGACUGCAAAAACAUUCAAGAUGUCUAACACAUGAGGGAAGCUGAAAAUGGAGUAAGCAUUGUUUUGCCAAAGCUUUGACAUACCCUACAUGUGGUAGAAUUAGACCACUAAAUACAUUUAUCUUUGCAUAGCUGGAGAUCAAUAGGUCAAAGUUGACCCUAGAGACUUGACUGAUAUCUGUACUGUGUCAAACAGAGCAGGGAAGAGGAGGAAACCUUGUUAUCUGUCCAGGCUUUAAGAUCACAUGUCUGAAGCACAGGCUGAAUGUUCAUGGCUAAUACCAAUGGCUCCACAAAGUUGAAACUCUCCAUGGGAUUUGUUCUUCUCAAUCAGAUGAGUUCAGUGCAGUGCCUGAACUUUCCCAGCCUCAUUAUAGUUCAUGUUUUGAGGAUGCAAAAGAAUCUCGAUAUAAGGGGAUCUUACAGAUCGGAUUCUUUUAAACCAGGUGGUCCAAGAGGAACCAAUGUCACCAGAAGUUUCUGUAUGAACCUCUCAAUGGAACAGGUAUUUCAUUGCCAAGGACAUAGUUUCUAUUUUCUGCAACUAUUGAGAGUUAAAAAGUAAUACUAUGUGAAAUGAACAUAUCUCUAAUCUAUAGAAGUUACCUGAGACCACUUCACUACUUUCUAAUUUAACAUAGUUCUAAGUAUUAUGUCUAGAGCAUAAAAGACAAAAAAGGUUAUCAUGCUGUUGCUUAAGUUCUUAUAGACCCCACAUCACUUUCUUGUUUUACUGAAGACCCAUCUGCAAUCUCAAAGUCCAGUCCUUGAAGAGUUUCAGCUUCUGACACACAUCUUGCCAGGAUGAUCAUGGUUUGUGCUCUGCAGAUGUCUGCUAGAGCAAAAAUCAUAAGCUAAUUUAUCCAAGAGCAAAAUUUUUAGUUUAAGCUUGGUGGUGUGAAAAAUGGAACAAUUUGGUCAGAAUUUCCUACAGAGCAAUGACACUUACAAUCUAGUUUAUACAGUAUCUCCCUUCUAUUCAGCCUCUCAAAAAUUAUUAUUUGGAAUAAUUUAUUUACAGGAAAUGUUAAUGAGAUGUAUUUUCUUAUAGAGGUGUUUCUUACAGAAAGCUUUGUAGCAGAAUAUAUUUGCAGCUGUCAACUUUGUAAUUUAGGGGAAAUGUAUAAUAAGAUAA